AACAGGACGCGUUGUACGGUUUUAAUUGUUUACGAUCAGAAACCAGUAUGAUAUGUUAUGGUUCCGGAUAUAAACCUACUCACAUUCUUAUUAGUUUAAUGUCACCCUACCCUACCGAGAUCGUCCCCGAAAGAGUACAACAGAAAGUUUUCAGUAGAAAAUAAUUUGACUACCAAAUCCACGAGUUGAUUUCGAUCGGCUUCUGAAGGUUUCCACCCACUUUAUACGACGAACAGGCUCAUACGCAUAGAGGCACACAGCGCCGCGCAACGGCUCGCCUUCCUUCACUGCGGUACUGUCUUAAAAUCACGUGACGGGCAACAUGUAUUUGGCCUGGAAUACAUCGGCUUAUUACAGUUUUUGAGUACUGGCUAUAUAUAAUUAUAUAUCAUAUAUUUAUCCUGUGUAUUCUAUGUAAUAUAUACACACCGGUGUGCAUGUAUGUGUAAGUGCGCGUGUGUUCUGAAGUAGAUGUAAAUUAACUCUGUGUAAUUACACAUAGUUAGAUAUGUAAUCAAACUAAUUGAUCAUAGCUGUCCUCUUUAAUGCACGUGUGGAUUUCAACAUGUGUUCUCCUGAGUAGUAAUGGUACUAGUACCGUCAUCGAGUGGACAGCGGGGAACAUUCCGUAGCUGGACAGUUUUUCUCAUUCGUUCUUGUGAAUAUCUCUUGGGAUAGUGUCCGCUGUUUUCCACGGGAAACAUCUACUUCUAAGUCAGGGCCAAGCUCAACAUCUCACAAGGAUGCGAAUCUGGAUUAUACAAAGAAAAUUAUUUUUACACAUAACGAUGCUGAUUCUAUUCCAUGACCAGGUAUGGACCAACGCGGAAGACAACAAAAAAGAUUUGACGAGGAUGUUAGAGUUGAUCGAGGAACAAGUAGGAAAUACACCUCCAAAUUUUAAUGAUGCUUUCCCGACGGAGGUGGAAUGUGAACUAUAUGUGGACAGCUUUGAUUCUAUCAAUGAGGCUAAUAUGGAUUUCACCGUUAGUAUUUUUAUACAUUUGAUGUGGCAGGACCUCCGCUUCCUUACAUGGCUACGUCUGACGGACAAUAAUUCAUACAUCGAAGCAGACUCUAAACGAUUAGCAAAUUUAUGGGUUCCGGAUUUAUAUUUCCCAAACGAAAAGAAAGCAUUCUUCCAUAACGUUUUCAUGCCUAACAAAAUGCUUAGGAUAUUUGGAGAUGGGAAGGUAUCUUACACAGCGAGACUUUCACUGACACUAAGUUGCCCAAUGGAUCUACACCAUUACCCGUUUGAUGAACAACAAUGCCCUAUUAUAAUGGAAAGUUUUAGCUACGAUGAAAACAAUAUAAUAAUGAAAUGGAUAGGAGAAAAUACAACGGAUGGGACUGAAGACGCUGUACAAAUUAACCGGGAGAUCACUCUACCUCAGUUCGAGGUGUACGACAUCGCGUCUACCAGCUUCAAGCGAGAGCGAAAAGGAUCUUAUGCCCGACACAGUGGUUUACGGACGGACUUCUACUUGGCACGAAACAUUGGGUAUUACGUGGUGCAAAUGUAUAUCCCAAGUAUCCUUGUUGUUAUGUUGUCAUGGAUAUCAUUCUGGCUGAACGUCAACGCCGUACCUGGUAGGAUAUCUCUAGGAGUUCUAACCGUGCUUACCAUGACGACACAAAGCUCGAGCGUGAACGCCUCUCUGCCUCGAGUUUCCUAUACCAAGGCUAUAGAUAUCUGGAUGUCUGUGUGCCUCUUGUUCGUUUUCGCCGCACUGAUAGAGUUUGCUGUGGCGAAUGUUCUCAGUAACAAAGACAAUAAUAAGGGAUUGAAAGUUAAAAGUAUGUUUCAUAUACUCAAACCAGGUUCUAAAAAGAAAAAGCCGAAAACUGAGAUCCUAGUCGGCGAGGACGGUGAAAUGAGACUUGAUCCGGAAAGGGACCCCACAAUCCAACGUAAAAAGGUGUCGGGAAUGGUGUUUGCCAUGUACCUGGAUGUAGCCUCCCGGUUUUUAUUUCCAUUUUUCUUUGCCCUGUUUAAUCUUGUAUACUGGGCCCAUUACUUAUCCACCAGUUAGUUCGGACACCAUUUUAGUGUUUGCUUCCAAACAACUUAGAAAUAUUAUCAUUGAUCUCUUGAAAGCGUUAAAUCAUACCAUGUAUAUAAUCAAGUAUAUGCAAAGAUUUUUUUCUCUCUUUGGAUACUUUGUUAUUAAAUGUCAUCUCCGAAGUUUCCUUUUUAAUAUGUUAACAAAUUGUCCAUGGUGAUAUCUGCCUUCUCCGUGAUUUUUAUGUGUUGAUAAUUUGGGUCGGCGUUGUCAAAUAAAAGUCACGGAUGUCAGAAAUUAAAGUCACAUGCAGUAUGUCAGAGUUGUUACUAACUUGGCUUAAGAAAAUGUUUUGUGUUAGAAAAUCAAAUAUUGAUUAUAAAGUGUUAUUGAUAUUGAGAUGUUUGUAUAUUAAAACAUUACUAAGUUUAUCUUAUAAACCAUGUUACUAUUAACGGUUUUACGGGAUAUUUGAAAAAAAUAGAAUAUAUACUAUAUAAGUUCUACUGUUGCUAGAGUAUAGCAUA
Messenger RNA from Pecten maximus, 2533 nucleotides. RefSeq names its product glycine receptor subunit alpha-2-like. Gene Ontology annotation, biological process: nervous system process; regulation of membrane potential; signal transduction. NCBI's taxonomy places the organism in Eukaryota, Metazoa, Mollusca, Bivalvia, Pectinida, Pectinidae. The transcript is spliced from 8 exons. Gene Ontology annotation, cellular component: synapse; membrane; neuron projection. Bases 744 to 2036 code for a protein of 430 amino acids. The record is from RefSeq and is a predicted model, not a curated record. Gene Ontology annotation, molecular function: neurotransmitter receptor activity; extracellular ligand-gated monoatomic ion channel activity; chloride channel activity.